Molecule: messenger RNA, 1634 nt
Organism: Motacilla alba alba
Lineage: Eukaryota; Metazoa; Chordata; Aves; Passeriformes; Motacillidae
Exons: 2
Coding region: 357-1004 (215 amino acids)
Source: RefSeq, a predicted model, not a curated record
AAAUGGAUAACCUUUGAUGUAGUCAAUAGCCUCAGCUCCUCUUUUUUUUUUUUCUUUUGUUUUUUAAUUCUUGCAGCCACACACGAAAGAAAACAAAAAAUAAAAAAUUUAAAUAAUAAAUCCAGCAAAGGGCUGGUAAUUCCCCCCGACACAGCUCUCGCUCAGCAAAAAAGGAUUUUCUCGCAAGCUGGAGGAAAAGCAGCUUCGGGAGGCGGCUCAUCUGCCCAACUUUUCUCCCCUCCGUGUCCCGAAGCAUACGAGAAGGAUCAUGAAUAUUCAUCCCCCCCGUUAGCAGGUUCUGCUUUUGUUUUGUCCUCCCCAAGCAGAAGCCAGGGGGGAGCUAACAAGUGAGGUUAAUGCCUGUCUUUUCUCUCCCAUCCGUCUCGUCUUUAACCAGUGACCUUCAUGUUAAGCCCUGUUUACACACCAGCCCCCCUCCCCUGGCUCCCCCUACCCCGGCGCUCGGCCAGAGGCAGAAGGAAGAAUUUUCCCCCAAGGAAGACAAGGGAGGAGAAGGCGAUUGCGGGAUUCCGGGAUUUAUUUCAGCAUGCCACAGAGAUUUUGCAAAUCCCUCCCCGAUGGCACGCCGGAGCUGCCGCGUGUGCUCGCCGGGCAGGAAUGGAAAGGGGCUGAGGGACCCCGAGCGCGCAGCCGGCUUUAUUCGCCACCUUCCACGCUCGCACCGGCGGCGGGAGGCGCGCCCGGCGCAGCCCCGCACACAGGGCGCCCACGGCACCUCUCCGCCGGCGGCUGGGGAACGGGGAGCGCGGAGGGAACGGCGGCGCUGUGGGCUCCAGGACGAGCCCAGCCCGGCUGCCGCUCACCGCGCCCCGGCGGGAUGCGGGGAUGUACAGCGGCGAGAAUACGCGAAUGGAUACGGGAUAGCACAAUGCGGGGAUGGCAGCGGGGACACGGGGCGGCGCGGACACAGCGAUGACAGAGAGGAUGUGGGGCAGCACGAUGCGGGGAUGGCAGCGGGGACGCAGGGCAGGGCAGAUGCGUGAUCCAAGGCGGCCAGCAAGGAAGGGCUGAGCCCGGUUCACGUCCCCGGCAGCGCCGGACCCGAGCGAAGGGGCUGGGGCGGCGAACGCCGCCGAGAGCCGGGGCGGGAGGGUGCAGCGGGGAGGGAGGGGAGGAGGGAGCGGCCAAGCCCCGCCGCUACACCGGGGAGGGAGGCACCGCUGGCACCGGCUCCCCGCGGGAGCGCCCCGGCCCGAGCAGCUCCGAGAUGGGAGGCGGCCCUCGGCCCGUCCAGCCCGUACCUGCCCGGUCCCCGGCACACACCGCUACGAGACCCACGCGGGGCGUGCGGCGGAUAAAGAAAGAGGCUCGGUCCCGGCGCGGUUUUGUCCCCCCGCGGGAGGCGGCUCCCGGAGCCGCGGGGCGCAAUGCGGGCUGGUCCCGGCGGCAGCAGCGCGGCGCCGGCCCUGCCCGGCCCAGCCCUGCCCGGCCGCCGCGGCCCCUCCGCGCCCCUCGACGGGGCCGCCGUGCCCUGCCCGGGCCAGCCCCGCGCCGUCGCCGCGGUGGCAAUAAAGCCAAAUAUUUUAGGGGAGCGAUAAAGCCAAAUCCGCGUUAUUUUGAACGAGCCGACCGAUCGGGCUCAUCGCGCCGCGCCCGAAAGUUGCAGCCGGGUU